AUGGUGCUGUCGACGACAACUGGAGCCAAGCAUGUCCAGGACACAGCAGAACCCGCUGUGUUCGGCUGCGAAGUAGACGAAGCACAACGACAAUCUGUCUCUCGGGUCGUCGACGACGACGGCAGCGACUUUGUGACUGCAAGAGAAGACCGCGAUCUUCGCCGAGGCCUACAUCAGCGGCAUAUUGGACUCAUUGCCAUUGCUGGAGCCAUUGGCACCGGUCUCUUCCUUGGUCUCGGAGGGUCCAUUCAGACAGCUGGACCUCUGGGCGCUCUCCUGGGCUAUGGCACCGUCGGCCUCGUGGUCUGUGCCGUGCAAUUCGCCCUGGGAGAAGUGACGGCCUUGUUCCCCGUCACUGGAAGUUUCGUCCGACAUGCCGAAGUCCUAAUUGACCCAGCGCUGGGGUUUGCCAUUGGGUACAACCUUGUCUACGGCAACUGUCUAUCCAUCCCGACCGAAAUCACCGCCAUCUGCGUCCUGUUCCAAUACUGGACCGACGUCAACUCGUCCGUGUGGAUCGUCGUCUUCAUCUGCCUCACCGUCAUAGUCGGCAUGUCCUUCAUCGGGAUCUACGGCGAAGUGGAAUUCUGGUUCGCGCUGCUCAAGAUCGUCUUCAUCGUCUUUCUCAUCCUGCUGGGUCUGAUCAUCGACCUGGGUGGUGUGUCGGGCAUGCCCCGUAUAGGGUUCAGGUACUGGAAGGAACCGGGCCCAUUCGUGGAGUACAUCGGCAGCGGAAGCUGGGGCCGGUUCCUGGCGUACUGGGCCGUCAUGAGCAAUGCCGUCUUCAGCUUCGCGGGCGUCGAGAGCAUCGCCAUGGCGGCCGCCGAGACCCGGAACCCGCGCGUCGCCAUCCCGAGAGCGUGCAAGAGGGUGUUUAUCAGGGUCGCCACGUUCUACAUCCUGGCCGUGCUCGUCGUCGGCAUGCUCGUGUCCAGCGACGACCCGAGACUCGACGACCAGUCUGGCACGGCCGCGCAGAGUCCGUUCGUCAUCGCCGCGAGCGCCGCCGGCCUCAAAGGCGUGCCGUCCGUGGUCAACGCCGUCGUCAUCACCUCGGCUUGGUCGUCGUCGAAUCAGGCCUUGCUCGCGGGAACGAGGGUUCUGUACGGUCUCGCACUGAAGAAACAGGCGCCGGCCGUCUUUCUCCGGACCACUCCCUGGGGCGUACCGUACGUGUGCGUCCUGUUCUUCUCGGCGUUCAUGUUCCUCGCCUUCAUGAGCCUGUCGGAGAACGCUUUGACCGUGUUUUGGUGGUUGGUCGACCUGACCGCCUGCGGUGUCCUCGUGUCAUGGAUCACGGUGCUUGCGAAUCAUUCGCGCCUCAUGCUCGCCAUGAGGGCACAGGGCAUACCACUCUCUCGACUUCCUUGGCAUACCAAGUUCACAGAGUUCUCAACACCAAUCGCACUCGUCAUGUGCAUCGUUAUUCUCCUGACUGCUGGAUUUCCCGUCUUUACGAAGGGGAACUGGAGUACGAGCAAUUUCGUCUCUUCAUACCUAGACAUCCCCCUCGUGAUUACAGCCUUCGUGCUAUGGAAGCUCGUCAAACGCACCAAGAUUGUCAAGCUCUCGGAGGUUCCUCUUACGGAGGCUCUUGAGCUGGCCGCUGGCGAUGUCGAGCCUGUGCCAGAGCUUCCAUUCUGGCGAAAACUUGUCGGGGCUCUCUGGGACUGA
Molecule: messenger RNA, 1674 nt
Organism: Exophiala spinifera
Lineage: Eukaryota; Fungi; Ascomycota; Eurotiomycetes; Chaetothyriales; Herpotrichiellaceae
Exons: 5
Coding region: 1-1674 (557 amino acids)
Biological process (GO): amino acid transmembrane transport
Cellular component (GO): membrane
Molecular function (GO): amino acid transmembrane transporter activity
Source: RefSeq, a predicted model, not a curated record